AUGGAAGGGCUCAAUCUUGGUGCUUCCGUGCUUUCCCAUCCGGAAGCUGACGUCGGGGGAGUCAGAAGGUCGCGUCAAGUGACGUUUGAUGGGACUAGAGGGCGCUUCGACUUCCGCGCCCCGCGUGCUGUCAGGUCAUCCUUAAGAUGGUCGACACGUGGCGGAAGCACUCAUUUAGGUGCGGCGCAUUAA
This is a messenger RNA of Prunus armeniaca (apricot), 192 nucleotides long. The record is from the annotation of a GenBank genome assembly. NCBI's taxonomy places the organism in Eukaryota, Viridiplantae, Streptophyta, Magnoliopsida, Rosales, Rosaceae.